AUGGUGGGUGGGGGUUUAUGGUCUGGGUCUUUUUCUCAAGCUACCUUUUAUAAGCAAUUCUUCAGGUUUGUGCGUGUUUUCUUCCUCGCUCUCUUGAUUUCCCCCACUCCACCACCAACCAACCGAAUUUUUAGCAUAUCUUUAUUUGUGCAGUUUAAUUUAACUCAGCAGUAUUAUUGGAAAGGGUCAGGUCAUUUUUCUUUCUUUCUCUCUCUCUCUCUCUUUCUUCGCUAUUCACUCUCUCUCUUUCUUCGCAAUUCACUCUCUCUCUUUCUUCGCUAUUCACACUCUCUUUCUUCGCUAUUCACACUCUCUCUCUCUUCACUAUUCACACUCUCUCUCUCUUCACUAUUCACACUCUCUCUCACUAUUCACACUCUCUCUCUCUCUUCACUAUUCACACUCUCUCUCUCUCUUCACUAUUCACACUCUCUCUCUCUCUUCACUAUUCACACUCUCUCUCUCUCUUCCUAUUCUACCUCUCUCUCCUUUCUCUCUUUUCACUAUUCUCUCUUUCUCUCUCUUUCACUAUUCUCUUCCUCUCUCUCCUCUUCUCUCUUCACUAUUCACUCUCUCUCUUCUCUUCACUAUUCCACUCUCUCUCUUCACCUCUCUCCUCUUCUUUCAAUUUUUCACCUCAUUCUCUUCCUCUCUCUCUCACUAUUCUCUCUCUUUCUCCUCUUCACUCUCUCUUCUCCUCUUCUCUCUCCUCUUCUUCACCUCUCUCUCUCUCACUCUUCACCUCUCUCUCUUUCUCCUCUUCCACACUCUCUCUCUUUCUUCACACUCUCUCUCCUCUUCACCUCUCUCUCUUUCUCCUCUUCACCUCUCUCUCUUUCUCCUCUUCACUCUCUCUCUUUCUCUUUCACUCUCUCUUUCUCUCUUUUCUCACUCUCUCUCUCUUUCUCACUCUCUUUCUCCUCUUUUCUCUUGCUUCACACUGUGGAUGAAAGGAGUGGAACUUAUUCGGUUGGGCGAGAUUCCUUUUUGCUUUUAAAAGAUUCCCCGACCAAAGAGGCGUGGAAAAAAGUUUUUACUUUAUCUACCGAUAUGGGUCAAAUCACCCAACACUAUGGUUUUCGUGUCAUUUCAAACGAUAGAAAAAAGGUGUUUGUUUUGUUUCUUGUUUGCCGAAAAUUUGUCAUUUCUUCCUGA
Messenger RNA from Acanthosepion pharaonis, 1155 nucleotides. NCBI's taxonomy places the organism in Eukaryota, Metazoa, Mollusca, Cephalopoda, Sepiida, Sepiidae. The record is from the annotation of a GenBank genome assembly.